Molecule: messenger RNA, 1002 nt
Organism: Adineta ricciae
Lineage: Eukaryota; Metazoa; Rotifera; Eurotatoria; Adinetida; Adinetidae
Source: the annotation of a GenBank genome assembly
AUGCUCGAAACAAUCGCUUUUGAAAUACCAAAUUUAGACCUUCCGCCAACUGAAGUUCCACAAAGAAUUUCCGAAGGAGAUAAUGUUAGACCAAAACGAAUUCCAAAGCCCCGGCCCAACAAGCAUUCACCGACUCAAACAAAUCCUAGUUUAAAUAUUAAUCUAGGAUCAGUGCCAACAGUAACAAGUUCAACAACGAAAGCUGCAGCCAGUGCGACAAAAUGUUCAUUACCUUUGAAGAUUUUCAUAUCAACACUCAUUGCCUUAGUUGCAGCAGCUGGAAUUGUUGGUCCAGCUGUCUAUUUCAGCCAACAAGGUACUCAUCAUCCAUUGAUCCUGCCACUUUCCCAACAACCAGCACAACAACGACCACGGAUACAACGAGUACUACUGAAACGACUACUACCACCACGAGUACCACUAGCACCAGUGAAACCACCACUACUAGUACCACCAGUACAACUAGUACAUCCACUACCAGUGAAACAACUAGUACCAGUUCAACGAGCUCAACUUCCACCACCGAUACCACAAGUACUUCGACAACUAGUGAAACAACAAGUACCAGUAGUACCAGUACAACUAGUACUUCCACGACCAGUGAAACAACAAGCACAAGUAGUACCAGUACUACCAGCACUUCUACAACCAGUGAAACCACAAGUACGAGCAGCACAAGCACAACGAGCACUACGAGCACCAGUACGACAAGCACGACUACCACCACUGACACCACAAGCACAAGUAGUACCAGUACCACUAGCACUUCUACAACCAGUGAAACUACAAGCACGAGUAGCACAAGUACAACUAGUACCACGAGCACCAGUACGACUACGACGAGCGAAACAACAAGCACCAGUAGCACUAGCACUACCAGUACCACCAGCACUAGUACUACUACUACAAGCACUACUAGUGAAACGACAAGUACAAGCAGCACGAGUUCAACCAGUACGACUAGCACCAGCACCACUACCACUAGCGAAACGACGAGCACGC